Molecule: messenger RNA, 843 nt
Organism: Rhizophagus irregularis DAOM 181602=DAOM 197198
Lineage: Eukaryota; Fungi; Glomeromycota; Glomeromycetes; Glomerales; Glomeraceae
Source: RefSeq, a predicted model, not a curated record
UAAAAAGUUAUGUCAUUAUGAUAAGUAAUGUCUUUGUUUUUUUAAUUAUAAAAAGAAUCGAAAAUUUUCUCCCUCAUUUUUUGAAUUAAAUCAAAUCUCGUACAAGUACGGACUUUCCUCAAUUCCUCCUGCGAAUAGCUGCCGCUUAUAAUUAUACAAACCAUCUUUGUUAAUAAUUAUCAUAAUUUACUUUUCCAUUACUUUUUUUCUUUCUUUCGAUCCACCAACUAAAGUAAAAAGAUGGCCGCCAAUUCAUUGCCCGAAGCAGAAUUAUAUGAAGAUAAUGACCAAUAUCUGUUCUGCAUUUCCGGGAAAGUUACACUCUUUACAAUUCCGACUAUCGUGGAAGUAUUAGGCGUGUGCAAGCCAGGGAGUAAAAAACCUCCCACGAUCUUUCUAAUUUUUCGCAGACCAGUACAAUUAUGUUUAAUAACGCUCAACUUCCAUUUUGAGCGAAAGGAUAUUUCGCGGAUCUCUUCGCUGUUAUGGAAGAAAGUGAAAACCAAGAACCCAAAUCUCGCAGAUAUUUUCGUCAACCUUUAUGGUGACGUAGCGAAACAAUGGAGGAAAGAAAACUUGAUCUUCGAGUUUUUCACUCCAUUGACUCCAUUGGAAUCUACCAAGCCGCCCGGUGGCGACCGUGGCGGUAAAAAAAAAAAUCAAGAAGAACAACCUCACUCGGAUCAUGAGAUCACAAUUCUCGGGGGUACGUUAAAGGAAGAUGAUGAUUUGGCAAAAGAUCGAAAUGAGAACAAAUUAAUUUGCCGAUUAUCAAAGUAUGAGGAGCAGAAAAUCAGCCGGGAGCUGUUUUCCGAGCUAGCAUACAUCGAAGAUCAUGAUUAA